Molecule: messenger RNA, 2361 nt
Organism: Etheostoma cragini (Arkansas darter)
Lineage: Eukaryota; Metazoa; Chordata; Actinopteri; Perciformes; Percidae
Gene: itpka
Product: inositol-trisphosphate 3-kinase A
Exons: 7
Coding region: 288-1640 (450 amino acids)
Biological process (GO): inositol phosphate biosynthetic process
Cellular component (GO): nucleus; cytoplasm
Molecular function (GO): inositol-1,4,5-trisphosphate 3-kinase activity; inositol tetrakisphosphate kinase activity
Source: RefSeq, a predicted model, not a curated record
UCAUACAGUUGUGUAAGUGCGUGCGCCGGCGCGUGCGUGUAGAAGCGCGAGCCACGCCACCGCCGGAGAGGGGUUCCCCUUUCCAGUACGCACAGAGCAGGGAGGCUGACGGAGGCUUUUUAACGUGUGAAAACUCGAUCAACAAACAACGAGGAAGUACCGCAGCGGUGCGACUGAAUACACAAACUGAACUUUCUCAAAGUGAAAUGACCAGAUUUGAAAGUUAAAGUGAGUCGGAUUUGCGCCUCUCCUCGAUCGUGCGCUCUCGCGACGGAUUUAGGUCUCUAAUGCCCAAAGAGUGCAGGAGAAAGAGCUCCAAGGUGUCCGUGCUUUCCGGGACUGGAAUAAACGAGGGGCCGCGAUUGGAGAGAAGAACAUCCCACAUUUGUGAUGAUCUCAUUCAGAAUGCCGCUCAAAUCGCUCCGUCGUCCGCAACCGGAGCACCGACUGUGAUGGAUGCGCGCCGGCUACCGCAGGUCACCAUCACCCCGGAGGCAGGCGGCUCCUCGCGGGAGAUGCAGCAAGAGGACUGGGAUGAUGCUGUGGACGGGACCCUGCGCAGGCAACUAUCCAACUCCUCGAUCUCCUCCACAGGCUCCUCUGCUGUGGAGUCCGAGGAUGAUUUACUCAGCGACAAUGAAAGCAAAAGCAAAGGCAUCAUCACUUUAGAGCAUCUGGUGGACACUGGAGAGAGCAAGCCGUGGUGGAAGUUGAAGACAAUCGUCAACUGGCCCUUCAGUGUUACGCAGAGGAGAAAACUGAACUGGGUUCAGCUAGCCGGGCAUAAAGGUAACUUCAAAGCUGCAGAUGAGGGCAACAUCCUGAAGAAGUUUUCGGAAAACGAGAUGCAGUGUUUUGUGAAGCUGAGGGAUGACGCGCUGCUCCCGUUUGUGCCCGGAUACCACGGCACUGUGGAAAAAGAUGGAGAGUCUUUCCUUCAUAUGACUGACCUGCUGGUAAACUUUGACCUUCCCAAUGUCAUGGACUGCAAGAUGGGAGUGAGGACGUACUUGGAAGAGGAGCUUGUUCGGGCACGGGAACGGCCCAAGCCGCGGGAAGACCUGUACAGAAAAAUGGUGGAGGUGGACAGCGAAGGGCCGACUCCCCAGGAGCAUUCCCAACAAGGUGUCACCAAGCCUCGCUACAUGCAGUGGAGGGAGACCAUGAGCUCCACAAACACCCUGGGCUUCAGGAUAGAAGGGAUAAAGAAAAGUGAUGGUACGUGUCGGACUAACUUCAAGAAAACCAGAUCGAAGCAGGAUGUCAUCCAGGUGUUCAAGGACUUUGUUGGAGGGAACGUCGACAUCAUAAAGUCUUACCUGAGCCGGCUGACGGAGAUCCAGCAGGCCAUGAAGAAGUCAGAGUUCUUCAAGCAACACGAGGUCAUUGGCAGCUCACUCCUCUUUAUCCAUGACCACACAAGAAAGGCACAGGUCUGGAUCAUUGACUUUGGCAAGACCACGGCGUUACCAGAGGGCCAAACGUUAAACCAUGACAUUCCCUGGCAGGAAGGCAACCGGGAGGAUGGCUACCUGUGGGGGCUGGAAAACCUCAUCCAAACUCUGGAGUCUGUAAGCAGUGAAGGGAUGGGCGAAGUUACCAAAGAAAAUAGCCAAACUACAGAAACAGAUGGUCAGUGACUUUGACUUGUAGAUGCGGGAGAGGUCAAACUAUUAUUAUGGACAAGACAGAAAGACACUUAGGGAGGUUUCAUAUAUGUUGAUUUGCUUUGGGUGCUUGGUGAUAAAUGUUAAAAAGAGUGCAGAAAUAAUACAAGAAAGAACACUUUGUGUAGCCCAAGAGGAGCUUUAUAAAGCCACUGACAGGAAAGAAACGAUAGACACUGAACUGAGAGGAGCAGAGAAUUUGUCACUAGUUACUGAACGAUUGAGCAAAUGAACUGACACUAAUUCAACUUCAUACAAAAGGAACAGAAGUGAAAGUGUAGGGAUUCUGCAUUUCAGUUUCAGGGACGAGGUGUUUCAUGUAAAGGAAAUGCUCAUGAAAUUAAAGAUGAGCAAUCUCAAGUUCGUGGACCUCCUUAUUAACAUCUAACCCUAUGUUACACCUGUAAGUGUAAAAUAAAAUGAGAAAUUCUGUGCAGUAUGUAACUCAGAGACCUCACAGUCAUAUGACUACAACACAUACCGCAACACAUUGUCAAUAUAGUUCUGCAGCAUAAUGGUUAACGUGUAUUAUCUGUCACUGUACUGACAAACUCAUUUAUUGUAUAUCAAUUUAUAUUUCUAUCACUGAUUUUAUUCCUGUAAUCAAACUUGUAAUUAUUUUCAUAUCUUUGUUUCAUAUCUUUUUGGGACAGAGAUAACUGAAAGUGUAUAUGGAAUAAAAAAGGCAAAUACU